AUGUCGUCUGCUGCAAAGGCCUCGGCCUCUUGGGCGAGUGUGGUGCAGAAGGAGGGCGAGGCGGCCGAGGGCAAGGACAAGGAUAAGGGCAAGGGCACGGCUGACGGCCCGACUACAGACUCGCUGGCAAGCGCAUCCUCGUCACAGGCCACCACUCAGAGGCCACCGCGCCCGCGGAGGCGCUUUGUCUCGGAAGAAGUGCCUGGCGAGGCCGACAGGGCUCGCCGCGCGGGUGGCGGUGGAGCGCGUGGGCCGCGGGCAAGCGCGGGCAAGGCGCCUGCUCCCGCCAAUCCCUCUGACCGCUGCACAAACACGUGGCGCAACGGCAAGGGCGGCAAGUCGCGGAACAACGGGAACAGCGGCGGAAACGGCGGAAAGUCCGGCGGCCGGCGCAACAACUGGCGCAAGCGCAACGGGCGCACCUCGUGGUCAUCCGACGCCGAGCGCGGCCGGGCUCAGCGUCACAACGGCGGCGGCCGCAACGGCGGUGGCCGCAACGGUGGUAGUCGCAACGGCGGUGGUCGCAACGGCGGCGGCCGCAACGGCGGUGGCCGCAACGGCGGUGGCCGCAACAGUGGCGGUGCCCCGCCGCCGUCGUCGUCGCACGAGCAGUCGAACCGCGGGACGGCCAAGAUCUCGCGCCGCCGCUCGCGCCGUGCCCGCUCGUCUUCGUUCAUCCCGUUCAUGGACCUCGACCCCGAAGUGGUUGCCACCGCUGUGGCGGUGACCAACUCGGCAGACCGGCCCGAGCGCGCAAAGUCGCAGGAGCCGGCCCACGCCGCGCCCGGCCGCAAGCGGCGCGCAGGCUUUACCAUGACCUUGCAGGAGACCUCCGAGUUUGUCUCGUCGCUCGCAGAGUCAGUCGCCACAGACUCCAAGUCGCCCGACUCGAGCCUAGUCCGCUCGCUCUCGGGCUCGUCCGAGUCGCCCGAGACCUCGGACCUGCUCCCGUACAAGUGGGUCUUUUGGUUUGACGAGUGUCCGUGGAAGGGCGUCUCCACCGAGGAGUUUGACGAGUCGCUCCGCGUCGUUGGCUCGUUCGCCACCGCCACCGGCUUUGACCGCUACUCCAAGUCGAUGCGCCCCAUCCGCGACAUGCCGGCAUACUGCAACCUCCGCAUGUUCAAGGCCGGCAUCAAGCCGCUGUGGGAGGACCCGCGCAACGUCAACGGCGGCCGCUGGCUCAUCAAAUGCGGCAAGAACCGCGGCCUCAUCAAGUCGGUCUGGCAGGACGUCACCAUCGCCGCCGUCGACGACUCGUUUGUUCACCUCGACUUUAUCUCGGGCAUCACCCUCCAGAUGCGCGCCCGCAAGGGCAACUCAGUCGCCAUCUGGUCCAUGGACGCCUCGCGCCUCGACGUCGUCGAAGAGGUCCGCGCCUACCUCCUCAACCUCCUCGCCCCGCACGGUAUCAAGUCCAUCGACCACCAGGACAUGCGCACCGCCCUCGACUACAACGAGGCCUUUGUGCCGCAGCCAAAGGCCACAAGCUCCUCGCCAACACGCUCCGACAAGCCCGCGCGCCGCGUCUCGGCCGAGCAAUGA
This is a messenger RNA of Thecamonas trahens ATCC 50062, 1545 nucleotides long. Its product is annotated as Eif4e2 protein. Gene Ontology annotation, molecular function: translation initiation factor activity; RNA 7-methylguanosine cap binding. Lineage: Eukaryota; Apusomonadida; Apusomonadidae. Gene Ontology annotation, biological process: translational initiation. Bases 1 to 1545 code for a protein of 514 amino acids. Gene Ontology annotation, cellular component: eukaryotic translation initiation factor 4F complex. The record is from RefSeq and is a predicted model, not a curated record. The transcript has 2 exons.